This is a messenger RNA of Cynocephalus volans (Philippine flying lemur), 3750 nucleotides long. RefSeq names its product LIM zinc finger domain containing 1 (gene LIMS1). Gene Ontology annotation, biological process: positive regulation of integrin-mediated signaling pathway; cell-cell adhesion; positive regulation of substrate adhesion-dependent cell spreading. Lineage: Eukaryota; Metazoa; Chordata; Mammalia; Dermoptera; Cynocephalidae. The record is from RefSeq and is a predicted model, not a curated record. Gene Ontology annotation, cellular component: focal adhesion; cell-cell junction; cytoplasm. The transcript is spliced from 10 exons. Bases 81 to 1244 code for a protein of 387 amino acids.
GGGGAGGCCUGGAUAUUGUUUCUCCUGUCUCUGCGUCCUGCCGCUCUCAUGCCUGGGCUCAGAGCUCUCAAACAUCCACGAUGGCCUUCCCCAGCCCAGUGCGACCCUCUGUUAUCCCAGAGAAUGAAGAAAUCCCCUGGACAGCCCUUAACAGUGCCCACGAGGCUAAUGGGAAUGAAAAUGAGAGGGUCGUGUCCAAAGUGCAGCGCAGGCACAGUGACGUCCAAGUCUACAAGGAGUUCUGUGACUUCUAUGCGAAAUUCAAUAUGGCCAAUGCCCUGGCCAGUGCCACGUGUGAGCGCUGCAGAGGGGGCUUUGCGCCUGCUGAGAAGAUAGUGAACAGCAACGGGGAGCUGUACCAUGAGCAGUGCUUCGUGUGUGCUCAGUGCUUCCAGCAGUUCCCGGAGGGACUCUUCUAUGAGUUUGAAGGAAGGAAGUACUGUGAACAUGAUUUUCAGAUGCUCUUUGCUCCUUGUUGUCAUCAGUGUGGUGAAUUCAUCAUUGGCCGAGUUAUCAAAGCCAUGAAUAACAGCUGGCAUCCUGAGUGCUUCCGUUGUGACCUCUGCCAGGAAGUUCUAGCAGACAUUGGGUUUGUCAAGAAUGCCGGGAGACACCUCUGCCGCCCCUGUCACAAUCGUGAGAAAGCCAGAGGCCUGGGGAAGUACAUCUGUCAGAAGUGCCACGCCAUCAUCGAUGAACAGCCUCUGAUAUUCAAGAACGACCCUUACCAUCCGGACCAUUUCAACUGUGCCAAUUGCGGGAAGGAGCUGACCGCUGAUGCUCGGGAGCUGAAAGGGGAACUGUACUGCUUGCCAUGCCAUGAUAAAAUGGGGGUCCCCAUCUGUGGUGCUUGCCGACGACCCAUCGAAGGGCGUGUGGUAAAUGCCAUGGGCAAGCAGUGGCAUGUGGAGCAUUUUGUUUGUGCCAAGUGUGAAAAACCAUUUCUUGGACAUCGCCAUUAUGAGAGGAAGGGGCUGGCAUAUUGUGAAACCCACUAUAACCAGCUAUUUGGUGAUGUUUGUUUCCACUGCAACCGUGUUAUAGAAGGUGAUGUGGUCUCUGCUCUUAAUAAGGCCUGGUGUGUGAACUGCUUUGCCUGUUCUACCUGCAACACUAAAUUAACACUCAAGAACAAAUUUGUGGAGUUUGACAUGAAGCCAGUCUGUAAGAAGUGCUAUGAGAAAUUUCCAUUGGAGCUGAAGAAAAGACUUAAGAAACUAGCUGAGACCUUAGGAAGGAAGUAACUUCCUUUAUUUUAUUUUUUUUCUUCUAUGCAAAGAUAAGAGAUUACCAACAUGACUUGAUUGACCUUAUUUAAAGCUAUAUUUCAAAGCAGUUAAGAGUGAAGAGGACCUGUAUGAAUAGUUUUCUUCAACUCCUUUUUCUCAUUAAAAAGAAGAAAAUUUGUAUGAUCAUAUUUAAAACACAGAUGAAAUCAAGAUAUGCUUUUAUUAACCCAUAUCAAUUUAUUGACAUAUACGCUAUAUAGCAAAAAAUACAUGGCUAAAUGUUAAAUUUUAAUUAAGGCCCUAAAAUUUAAAUAUAACUUCUUAAAAUGAAAGAAGCCACAUUUUACAUGACUCACAUAAUAACAGUAUAAACAUUAGUUUACUUUGUAGUCAAAAGAAAAUUAUUUACAACAGCUGUUGGUUGAAGAUAUCAGGAAGAAAAAUGACCAACCAAGAAAAACAAAUCUUACACAGUCUUAGUAUGAUUAUCAAAUUAAUAGCUGUAAAAUGAAUAUAUACACUACUAAGACAAGAAACAGGUAUAUUCAGAACUACUUGAUUUUGUUACUUUUUUGUUAUUUGCAAUGAUUAUUAUGCUUUGUUUUAUAUUUUGUCCUCUUUGUGAACUUCUUCCUUCUUAUGAUUACUUAACACAGUAGUUAUAGCUAGCUAAUAGUAUGUCUUUUAAAAAUUUGUGCAAAAAAUUUGUAUCAGGUAUUUGAAAAUACAGUAUACUUUACAAUAUUGGAAAGAUGAAAUAUUUUUUAAUGUAUUACAGCAAUUAUGCUUCUAAGCUUAAUGUCAGACAUGUCUUAGAAUAGGACAUGAAAUUAAAUUUUAUGUAGCUUGGAAAAUAUACCAUCACUUAAAAAAAAGUGGAUGUGUAUGUACUGGUCAUAUUGCCUUUAUAACCAUGCUGAUAUCUAUGCUUUAUUCAUAAUCAAACUUGCCUUGCCUGACUUAGAAAUACACAUGCUUUAGUCAGAAAGUCUAGCUGUUUCAUACAGUAUCAACUAAAAAUAAGUGCAUUUACUGAGACUGGUAAACCCAAAUUUAUUUACCACAAGUGUAAUUAAAUAUUUAAAAAAAUUUUUCUUUCUUUUGGGGGAACUGCAUUGAAAUUCAUUCCUGUCAUCUUUUUGUAAGAGAAUGAUGUUGACAUGUGUUUCAUGUUUUCCAUCUCAAAUCUCAUAAUUAAUUAGAUUUUAUUUACUAUAUGUAGAAAGUAUAAAUGACACUUAAAUUGGAAGAGGGAUGUUUUGGUGUCAAUUUUAGGCCAAAAUUAGUGAAUUAUUUUAUUUCAUAAAAAGUUCUGUUCUGAAAUUUCUGGACCAUUCUUUCUGGGUAAACUUGUUAUGCAAAGCAAGCAUUUGAACGUUUAAAAAAUGUUCUUGCUGUUAUGUUAUUUAAGAAGAAAACUGCCAAUAUAGACUUCUAACAGGGAUAUUACUAGUUUUUCCAAAAAUUGCUGAAAAAUUAUUUUGCCAUAAGAAAAUCUCAGGAUGCUACCACUCUGCCAUUAAAAUACAUGUAUGCAUGCAUUAAAGAAAUCUUGUGCAUGCGGUUUACAGAAUAAAUUCUGUUUCUGUUUUCAGAUAACUUAUAACCAAUACUUUAUUUUUUAGUGUUCUUUUAGAGUUAAAGGAAUUAUUAUUAUAAAUGAUUGAAAAUAAUUAAUAUGUAGUUCAGGACUGUAUGUACUCAGUAGUUUAAAAUUGUCUCUACUUUUGACAAUAAGAAUCAAAAUCCCCUCAGUGUGCCUUUGACAGCCGAUAUAUGACCAGCAAUGAAAAGCUUGAAAGUAUUUAUUAAAUAUUAUACUAUGCAUAUAGGCAAAAUAGGACAGGGUUUGCAGUGUAGAGUCUUCAUGCUGAAUUCUUACAUACCCCUGCGCUACUCCUGUAGAAAUACAGAGCAGAAAAGCAGACAUUUGCAUAUAUUCUCGAUCACUUUGAAGAUGUAUGGACUGAACUCGAUAGCUUUUGUUUUCAUAUCAUAGAUGACCAGACAUCAGCUGUAGCCAGAGUUCCCACUGCUGUCUUUGCUCAGUCCUCUCUUAAAAUAUGAAUUAUUAUUUCCUGGAAGUAUUUUUAAUGGGCUUGCCCUGGCUGCUGAAAAAUUCAGGCCAGUGAGCAUUUCUUUUUUUAAAGUCCUGUAAGACAAUUUGAAAUAAUUCACUGUUUUUACCUAAUUUCUACAUGCUCUUUUUCUUAGCAAGCCUAAUAUAAUUUGGGAAAAUGGGUAAAAGUAAAACGUUCUUUGGAUCAUGUUCAAAGCCUUACUAACAAACACUGCACCUCAACCUCAAAAGAUAGGUCAUUUUGCCUCACCCAUUUGACAUAAUAGCCAUUUCUAAGUUAAGGAAAUUUUGAGGUAGACUUAUAGCAUUCUUGUUGUAUUCCAGUUUAGAUUGUAAGCUCAAUGGCAGGGGCACUUUAUCAACAAUUAUGUUUUUAUAUAGCAACCACUGCAGUAUACUCUUUGUUGGUGCUUAAUAAAUGUUCAUAAUUAUUAACAAUAA